CAAUUUCAUUCUUAUCAAGUACAGGUAGGUACCUACAUAAAACAGUAACGAUUUUACAUGCUUAGAACAUUAACGCAGCGAGUUUAUUGCAAUACGUUGGUACCUAAAAUAUAUAAUUUUAAAACAAUGAAAGUGAAGCCAGUGUUGUGGACAGUAUUCAUUUCAUUAGCAUUGUUAGCCGAAUCACAAUGUGCAAAUAUUCUUGGAGUAUUUCCUUUGAAAACCAGAAGCCACUACAAUAUAUAUCAACCGGUCAUGAUGGAGCUGGCUAGAAGAGGACAUAAUGUAACGGUGAUUAAUCCAUUCCCAAUAAAUACAAGUCAACAGAAUUUCACUGAUAUCGAUACAUCGGAAUGCUUCUACUUGCAACCUAAUAUCGUUAUGGAUGACGUACAAAUAAUACUAAGUAACCCGUUUCGUUUGACACAUUUAGUGAUUUCAGACGGUGUCGAACCAAUUAGACGAAUGCUACAAUGUGAAAAACUAAAGCAAUUCUUGCAGACGAACGUUUCUUACGAUUUAGUCAUUACUGAGGUAUUCAACGGUGAUGCAGUUUUGGGAUUUGUGGAUAGAUUCAAAGCACAUCAUAUUGCAUUUUGUCCAGGUUCCCUGUAUCCAUGGGCAGCCGAUCGUAUGGGUAAUCCCAGCAAUCCUUCUUAUCUACCGUAUAUUUUCACUGACAAAGAAUUUGAUCGAUUUCAUCCGACGUUUUAUCAGCGACUUUACAACACUGUUUGUUACUUAUUUGCCAAGAUGUUAUACUUGAAUUAUGCCUAUGAAAUGGAAGCUGUUGCCAGAGAUGUAUUUGGCACUGAUAUCUCGAGGCUCGAUGAAAUAGCAAAGAAUACCAGUCUAAUAUUAUCGUAUUCGCAUUUCACUUUCAAUCCUCCUCUUCCUCUUGUGCCAGGUGUGGUGGAAAUAGCUGGAAUACAGAUUUCUACAGCGAAAGCUUUACCUGAGGACAUUCAAAAAUUCAUUGAUGGAUCUGAACAUGGAGUGAUAUAUUUUUCAAUGGGAUCGUUGUUGAAAAUGGAGACCAUGUCCGAAUCAAAACGAGUCGCUUUCUUGACAGCGUUCAGUAAACUACCCCAAAGGGUGGUAUGGAAAUAUGAUGGUGACCUGCAAGGUAAAACUGAUCAAAUUUUCACCUCCAAGUGGUUGCCUCAAAGAGAUAUAUUAGCACAUCCCAAAGUGAAAUUAUUCAUAGCCCAUGGUGGAGCUCUGGGCUCGAAUGAAGCCAUCCACGAAGGGGUUCCCGUUUUGGGAAUUCCAAUGUUUGCCGACCAAAUGCUCAACUUACAAUUUUUACAAUCUCACGGAGCAGCUGAGAUUCUUGAUUAUUCUGACAUAAAUAAUGAAACAGUACUCGAUAAAAUUACACAAGUUUUACAGCCUAAAUACGCAAUAAAUAUGAAAAAAUUGUCGAGAAGAUACAAAGAUAGACCUAUGUCUGCCAUGGAUACCGCAAUUUAUUGGAUCGAAUAUAUGUAAUUCGACACGAAGGAGCUCGUCACUUACGUUCUCCUGCUGUAGAUUUACCCUUAUAUCGAUACUUACUAUUGGACGUCAUCGCUUUUCUGAUCACUGUUAUUUC
Planococcus citri (citrus mealybug) is the source of this 1594-nucleotide messenger RNA. Its product is annotated as UDP-glycosyltransferase UGT5-like. The record is from RefSeq and is a predicted model, not a curated record. The transcript has 4 exons. NCBI's taxonomy places the organism in Eukaryota, Metazoa, Arthropoda, Insecta, Hemiptera, Pseudococcidae. Gene Ontology annotation, molecular function: UDP-glycosyltransferase activity. The coding region runs from base 58 to 1491 and encodes 477 amino acids.